UGUAAUUUCACACAAAAUGAUAUUCGAAAAUUGGCUUGUCAUCAUGUCUAACACUACAGUAUAAUACAGCAAUUUAUUGUUAUUUCGACUUAGAAAUAUGCUGAAAUAAGAUGUAACGUUGUUGUUAUUACGCUAAAUUUAUAAUUUUCGGUAAUUUUUGUAUUAUACGAGAACGCUAUUGAUGCCGCCGGGCGUUUCCUUAAUGUGAUGGGGUUUUGUUUAAGCUCUGAUGAUCUCUCGACCGCGAUCUUGCGCCGCAAGGAUAGGCCAAACCGUCUGAUCGUCGAGGAAGCUGUGAGCGAUGAUAACUCUGUCGUCGCCCUUUCACAGGCUAAAAUGGAGCAGCUACAGUUAUUCCGUGGAGAUACUGUACUAUUGAAGGGUAAACGCCGCAAAGAAACCGUCUGCAUUGUACUCUCAGAUGACAACUGCCCUGAUGAGAAGAUCCGCAUGAACCGUGUCGUACGGAACAAUCUCCGUGUGCGUCUCUCUGACGUUGUAUCCAUUGCACCGUGCCCCUCUGUCAAAUAUGGCAAACGUGUCCACAUUUUACCGAUCGAUGAUUCUGUGGAAGGUCUGACUGGAAACCUUUUCGAAGUGUACCUGAAGCCGUACUUCAUGGAAGCAUACCGGCCCAUUCAUCGUGAUGACACCUUUAUGGUUCGUGGUGGCAUGCGUGCCGUAGAGUUCAAAGUAGUGGAGACGGAUCCCGCCCCAUACUGCAUUGUAGCACCAGACACAGUUAUACACUGUGAGGGCGAGCCAAUUAAGAGAGAAGAAGAGGAAGAAGCAUUAAACGCAGUGGGUUAUGAUGACAUCGGUGGAUGUCGCAAACAACUCGCUCAGAUCAAGGAGAUGGUAGAGCUGCCCCUGCGACAUCCAUCAUUGUUCAAGGCCAUUGGAGUGAAGCCACCGCGUGGUAUCCUCAUGUACGGACCUCCGGGAACUGGAAAGACUUUGAUUGCUCGCGCUGUUGCUAAUGAGACAGGUGCAUUCUUCUUCCUAAUCAAUGGUCCGGAGAUCAUGUCCAAGUUAGCCGGAGAGUCAGAGUCCAACCUUCGCAAGGCGUUCGAGGAGGCCGACAAGAACUCGCCCGCUAUCAUCUUCAUUGAUGAAUUGGAUGCCAUCGCUCCCAAACGUGAAAAGACACACGGUGAAGUCGAGCGCCGUAUCGUGUCUCAGCUGCUAACGCUUAUGGAUGGUAUGAAGAAGUCGUCCCACGUGAUAGUGAUGGCGGCUACGAACAGACCGAACUCCAUCGACCCCGCGCUGCGUCGCUUCGGUCGUUUCGACCGGGAGAUCGAUAUCGGAAUCCCGGACGCCACCGGGCGAUUGGAGAUCCUUCGUAUCCAUACCAAGAAUAUGAAGCUAGGAGACGAUGUCGAUUUGGAACAGAUCGCGGCGGAGUCCCACGGGCACGUGGGCGCGGACCUGGCGUCGCUGUGCUCGGAGGCGGCGCUGCAGCAGAUCCGCGAGAAGAUGGACCUCAUCGACCUCGAGGACGACCAGAUCGACGCCGAGGUGCUCAACUCGCUCGCUGUCUCCAUGGACAACUUCCGCUAUGCGAUGACAAAAUCAUCACCAUCAGCUCUGCGUGAAACAGUAGUAGAAGUCCCCAAUGUGUCGUGGACAGACAUCGGAGGCUUGCAGAACGUGAAGAGAGAGUUGCAGGAGCUGGUCCAGUAUCCCGUGGAGCACCCCGACAAGUUCCUUAAGUUUGGAAUGCAGCCAUCUCGUGGUGUGCUGUUCUAUGGUCCGCCUGGUUGCGGUAAGACGCUGUUGGCUAAGGCUAUUGCUAAUGAAUGUCAAGCCAAUUUCAUCUCGGUAAAGGGUCCAGAACUGCUUACCAUGUGGUUUGGUGAAUCAGAGGCUAAUGUGCGAGAUAUUUUCGAUAAGGCCCGCUCCGCCUCCCCGUGUGUACUGUUCUUCGAUGAGCUGGACUCCAUCGCGAAGUCCCGCGGGGGCUCCGUGUCGGACGCUGGUGGCGCCGCCGACCGUGUCAUCAAUCAGAUCCUCACUGAAAUGGACGGCAUGGGAGCCAAGAAGAACGUCUUCAUUAUUGGUGCCACUAAUCGUCCGGACAUCAUCGACCCGGCUAUCCUCCGACCGGGGCGUCUGGACCAGUUGAUCUACAUCCCGCUGCCCGACGAGAAGUCUCGUGAGGCCAUCCUCCGCGCCAAUCUGCGCAAGUCGCCCAUCGCUAAGGACGUUGAUCUGUCUUACAUUGCUAAGGUGACGCAAGGGUUCUCGGGCGCGGACCUGACGGAGAUCUGCCAGCGCGCCUGCAAGCUCGCCAUCCGCCAGGCCAUCGAGGCCGAGAUCCACCGCGAGCGCGCGCGCCAGCAGCAGCAGCCGCAGGCCGUCAUGGACAUGGACGAGGAGGACCCCGUGCCGGAGAUCAGCCGCGCGCACUUCGAGGAGGCGAUGAAGUUCGCACGCCGCUCCGUGUCCGACAACGACAUCCGCAAGUACGAGAUGUUCGCGCAAACGCUGCAGCAGAGCCGAGGCUUCGGGACCAACUUCAGGUUCCCAACAAGUGGCGCGGCGUCAGGCGGAACUGGUACGUCGGGCGGCGACCAGCCCACCUUCCAAGAGGAGGGAGGCGAUGACGACCUCUACAGCUAGACGCCCGGCGCGGCCUGGCGAACAACACGGCGUAGCCACAGCGAAUACUAGUUAUAUCUUUACUGGCAACACUGGGGAUAUCCUCACAAGUUUAUAUAUCUACUGGCAACACAGCAGCCCUACGCGCGUGUCAAUCAUCUGUGAAAAUUUAAAAAAAUAAUUAUUUCAAUAUUAUGAAUGCUCACGAUCUACAAAAAGUCCCGGCCGAUCGGAACGUCAGUGAAAAUUGAACAUUUAAAAUCUAAUCCAUGUUGUUUUCAUUACAAAAAAAAAAAUGUGUGUAAAAGUAAUGCGAAUGUGAAAAUGAUGGUCAUAAAGCUAGUGAGUGGUGACAUUCGAUUAUCUGUCAGAAUUUAACGUGAGUGGAUGGGGAUGUCCUCAGUGUCGUCUUAUUGGGAUGGGAUUUUCGGUUUUAUCUGACUACGAUAUAAGUCAAUAAUAAAUAUUUACUUGUAAUAGAUGAAGUGUUACACAUAGUACAUUUUCUUAACUAAAAGUACGGUUUGCGAUUACACCGUUUUGUUUGCCAGUAUUUUUUUCCCGAUAGAAGAUAGCGUCGGCGGUCUGACCGUCGUCGAUACAAAGUGAACAUGUAAUGUAUUUAUUUUACGGUUCGUUUAGUUUCGCUUAUGUUUAGUGUCGUUUGAAUGCACCCGCUCGGCCGGGCCGUAUGACCCUAUGGUAUAUUGUAUCUCAGAUCCUUUGGGCGACGUCGAUAUGUCGACAUACACAGUAUCGCAGUGAUUUUUAAUAAAUAAAAGAUUUUUAUAGUCGUA
Molecule: messenger RNA, 3401 nt
Organism: Melitaea cinxia (Glanville fritillary)
Lineage: Eukaryota; Metazoa; Arthropoda; Insecta; Lepidoptera; Nymphalidae
Gene: TER94
Product: transitional endoplasmic reticulum ATPase TER94
Exons: 14
Coding region: 208-2625 (805 amino acids)
Biological process (GO): retrograde protein transport, ER to cytosol; mitotic spindle disassembly; autophagosome maturation
Cellular component (GO): VCP-NPL4-UFD1 AAA ATPase complex; nucleus; cytosol
Molecular function (GO): ATP binding; ATP hydrolysis activity; polyubiquitin modification-dependent protein binding
Source: RefSeq, a predicted model, not a curated record